AUGUACGCAGAUCUUGCAAACAAGUUAAUCCGUGAUGCUAAACGUACUUCAAGGUUGAACGAGGUUCCUGCUUAUCAGUCCGAUCUCGUUAAAGAUAUUCUCAAGGAGAUUGCAGAUCUUAAUGUGGAUGCAUCAUACCUUGCAGACUAUCUGGAAAUGCAAGAGAAUGAAGGUGAUUACAAUGAAGAGAGUCAGAAGAUCAAUCAGUGUCAAUUAUUUGUAACUCAUUUAUCGAUGCGACGGAAUAAAAGGUGUCUUUUGGCAUAUGAAAGGCUAAGGGCCGAGAAAAUUGACGAAUUUGCAUGGCUAAACAUUGAUCCUAUAGAGCCUAAUAACGAGAAGAAAAAUAAGCUGCUGAUUAAAGAACCUGACGCAUUUGGAAUUUAUACGUAUCAAUUGUUACUAGAAAACUUGAAUCCAGCAGAACAGGAAUAUUUCAAGAAUUACCAAGACCUUCUUUUGCAUUAUAAAACUCAUUUUUCUGAUAUAGAUCUAUCUGGCAAUUUGGAACCACCUAAAAACAUCUUUACUGAUGUUAGAGUUUUAAAGGAUGGUGGUGAAAUACAAACAGAGUACGGUGUUUUUAAUUUGAUCAAGGACUCCCAAUUUUACGUCAGAAAGUCGGACGUGGAAAGAUUAAUUCAACAAGGCUAUCUUGAAGAAUUAUGA
Priceomyces carsonii is the source of this 669-nucleotide messenger RNA. It is a transcript of the gene PSF1, whose product is annotated as DNA replication protein. The record is from RefSeq and is a predicted model, not a curated record. Gene Ontology annotation, cellular component: GINS complex. Lineage: Eukaryota; Fungi; Ascomycota; Pichiomycetes; Serinales; Debaryomycetaceae. Gene Ontology annotation, biological process: DNA replication; DNA strand elongation involved in mitotic DNA replication. The coding region runs from base 1 to 669 and encodes 222 amino acids. The transcript has a single exon.